CCAUUUUGGCUUCAUGGCGCCCAAGCGCAAGGUUGGGGCCGCGCGCCAGCCAAGCGAGGCUGACGCCACCACACUGAGCCACGUGUGGUCGCACUUCAUCGAGGAGCCCGACACGUUGACGUACGCGACCGACCUUGACGCCGCGCGCGACGAGGACACGCUGUCAAAGUUCCAGAAGCUGAUCAUUGAGACGAGGGCGGCGCUGCUUAUCGUGGCGAACGCGAAGGAAGAGAUAUGGAAACUUUCCAAGGAGAACAAAUCGUGGGCUGACGACCGCGCGCGCGUGAUGCGGGCCAUGCUGCGGCACGUCGCCAAGCCCGCGGCCGGCGACGACAGCAAGCCAGCGGCCAGCGACGGCAGCAAGCCAGCGGCCUACGACGACAGCAAGCCAGCGGAGGUCGACGACAGCAAGCCAGCGGAGGUCGACGACAGCAAGCCAGCGGAGAGCGCGAAGAAGCUCGUCAGGGCCAAGGCCUCGACCUUCACGAACGAGGAGAUGGUCACGGAGCGCGGCUAUAGACUGGGCUACGAGAAAGAAAUGCAGGGCAGCAAGAUGCUCGUUGCCGUCUGGGCCGACAAGUUUGAGCCAGACGGUGCGCCCAAGCACACCAAGGGGAACAACGUCUUCUGGCGCGGCACCCACCGCGAGACGGGCAACGAGGUGUUGGGGCGCUGGGUCAUCAAGACUGGCAAGUCGUGGCUGCAGAUCUGGUGCGAGAACAUGCAGUUCAUGCAGAUGAUGGGGUAUACAAACGAGGAGGGUGCCAAACAAUUUGUGAUUCAGUGCUGCAAGGCGUUCGCUGCUGGCGAGAAGGACAAAACCCAGUGCGAGGACAUGGAGCGAGAGUUUCUGGCUACUGACAAGAAGACGGCGAGGGUGAAGAGACCCGCGGCGGCGGCCGACAAGCGACCAGCGGUUGCCGAGCCCGAGGGCGCCGACGCGGAUCCGAAUGAGAAGAAGGAUGACGCUGAUUCAGAGAGUGGCCAAGUGAGCAGCGCCGCCUCGGAUUCAGAGUCUGUUUCGAAGAAGGCGAAGGUGUGCAAGCCUUCGCCCGAUUCCAAGCUUGAGCCUGCGGCAACCAAGGCCUUGCUUUCAAUGUCACCGCGCAAGGGCGCGGUGACUCCCGAGCCGCUGGCCAAGCGUUCACCGCCGCCUGCGUCUGCGCUCGUGGUGCCGCCUGCGCCCGCGGUGCCGCCUGCGCCCGUGGUGCCGCCUGCGCCCGUGGCGCCGCCGAUGUCGCCGAUUGAUGACGACUUCUGA
Molecule: messenger RNA, 1261 nt
Organism: Prorocentrum cordatum
Lineage: Eukaryota; Dinophyceae; Prorocentrales; Prorocentraceae
Source: the annotation of a GenBank genome assembly